This is a messenger RNA of Labrus bergylta (ballan wrasse), 4505 nucleotides long. The record is from RefSeq and is a predicted model, not a curated record. NCBI's taxonomy places the organism in Eukaryota, Metazoa, Chordata, Actinopteri, Labriformes, Labridae.
AUGGGCCAUCCUGGGAUUUGGAGGUGGACCCUGUUUGUCUGCCUGAGCUGGAUGUUUGUGCAGGCGGCAGCAGAACCGCAGUACCUGGUAGCCGUACCUUCAGAGUUAGAAGCCGGGGCUGAGACCCAAUUCUGUCUGAGUCUCCUGCAGCCCAACGAGCCUCUGCUCAUCACCGUCACGCUGACCUCCGAAGAAGAGGAGACAAUCCUUCUAAAGACGACAUCCAGCGUGGAAUUACAUGAAUGCUAUACGUUCCAGGCUCCUUUAGUGAAGAAUUAUAAACUUCACAAUUUCAAGGUGAAGGUUGAAGGCGAUGAAUUCCUCUCGGAAGAAGUCAGGAUGGUAUGGGUCAAAGACAACGGACAGAUGACGUACGUCCAAACAGAUAAACCGCUCUACCUACCAGGACAAACAGUGCAUUUCAGAGUCUUCACUCUGGACCACAAGUUCAGACCUGCUGAUGAGCUGUACAAUACCAUCGAAAUAAUGGAUUCAAAGCAUAACCGGCUCAGGCAGUGGAUGAACACAACGUCUAAUGGAAAAAUAUUGCAGCUGUCUUACUCCUUGAACUCUGAGGCUUGUGAAGGAGGAUGGAAAGUUCAAGUUGGGAUAGGUGAAAGAAAGAUAUAUCACAUAUUCAAGGUGGAGAAAUAUGUUUUGCCAAAAUUUGAUGUAAAAAUAAAAGCGUCCAAUGAAAUAUGUGUUGGACAGGAGGAAAUCGAAGUGGAAGUCUGUGCAAAAUACACUUAUGGACAACCCGUGCCAGGAAGUGUUUCGUUUAAGACGUGCCGACCUCUGAAACCACCCGUUGAACUUGAUAUCACAGAGCCGUGCUACAAGGAGACAAAGAAGACAGAACAGAACGGCUGUGCCAGGUUUAAUUUCGACAUGUCAACCUUCACAAAACUGGACCCAAAGGCAUUGUGGGAUAGACUGUUAAUCAACGCUGUAGUGAAAGAGGAGGGAACAGGUAUUGAACAAUCACAGGGGACAAUGAGGGAACUUUCUUAUGUGGUUGGAAAGUUGUUCUUUAUUGACACACCCAGGUUUUAUGAUAAAGGAUCAGUUGUGGAAGGAAAAGUUAAAAUGGUUACCUUCAAAAAUGAACCUGUUCCGGACAUGCCGGUCUAUUUGUUGCAUGAUCGGUGGAGGAUACAUCUGCUACAGAACCUCAUGACUGACAGCAAUGGUAUCGCCCCUUUCACACUAAAUAUGACCAACUUUGAGAACAACGUCUUUCUCAAAGUAAGUCUUACUCCAACCAUUCAAUACAGUCGCUUCAAAGGUCCACACUAUGAGACUGGAAAUCAACAACUUUCCUUGGUGUUGCCGUCUUCUCCUGAUACUAAAUCAUCCAGCUCUCUGAAAGUGAAGACAAAGAACGACCAGCUUCCCUGUGACAAAGAGGACUACUUUUCCAUCCUCUACACUUUUGUGGGAGAUACCCGAAGUGCAGUGGAUGUGAUGUAUCUGGUGUUAUCCAGAGGAAACAUUGCCAUGCAAGGACAUCAAAAGGUGGAAGUGCAAAAUGAACCCGUGACUGAUGGGAAGAUCAUCUUUACAUUGAAAGUGACUCCAGAUUUAGCACCAGAGUUCCAGGUUGUAGCUUACGCCGUCCUCCCCAAUGAGAUUGUUAUCGCCGACAGUGCUAUCUUCCAAACCGAGAAAUGCUUCAGCCACAAGGUAUCCUUGGCGUUUUCUCCAACCUCAGCAAUACCAGGAGAGGGAACUACCCUUCAGGUGUUGGCCAAUCCGGGCUCUCUGUGUGGUGUGAGUGCCGUUGACCAGAGCGUCCUUAUCGAUGAGCCAGGAAAGACUCUGGAUGCAGAGAAGAUAUUUAAACUUCUGCCUGAGAAAAGAGAUUAUAUUGAUGAUCCUAAAUUAUGUAUAAAUGUGAAACGCACGAGAUCUACACACAGACGCCGGAAUUCUUUCUUUAUCGAUCGCAGUGGAAUUGGAAUGGAUUCUCUGUGGCCCUCUGUGGUAAUCAAGUCGAUCCGCACUUUCUUCCCUGAAACUUGGAUAUGGAAACUGGUGGAAGUUGGAGAGUCUGGAUCGACAGAUUUGUCGCUCACUGUCCCGGACACCAUCACCACCUGGGAGACGGAGGCUUUCUGUUUGUCCCCUCAGGGAUUCGGCUUGGCUCCGAGGGAGACGCUCACAGUCUUCCAGCCUUUCUUCCUAGAGCUUGACCUGCCUUACUCCAUCAUCCGAGGGGAGCAGUUUGAUCUGAAAGCGACUGUUUUCAACUACCUGUCCAGCUGCAUCAUGGUCACUGUGACUCCAGCUGCCUCAACAGAUUUCACCCUCACCCCGCUCGUCGAUCAACAGUACACAUCCUGUCUGUGUGCUACCGAACGCAAAACUUUCAGAUGGACCAUGUCCCCUUCGGUCUUAGGGGUCGUGAACGUGACAAUGUCCGCUGAGGCGGUGGCCUCCCAUGUGUCAUGUGACAAUGAGAUUGUGAGCGUGCCAGACAGAGGUUGUAUCGAUGUGGUCACACGAACCCUCAUAGUGAAGGCUGAGGGAACAGAGAUGACAAAAACCUUCAACUGGCUGCUCUGUCCAAAUGGGGAGGCUCUUACAGAAGAAGUAGAGCUGCAGCUUCCUGACAAUGUGAUCGAUGGAUCGGCCCGAGCUUCCCUGUCUGUGCUGGGUGACAUCAUGGGCCGGGCCCUGAAGAACCUGGAUGGACUGCUGCAGAUGCCGUAUGGAUGUGGGGAGCAGAACAUGGCUCUUCUGGCCCCCAACAUCUACAUCCUCGAGUACCUGAAGAACACACAGCAGCUGACCUACGCCAACAAGGAAAAGAUUGAGAAAUUUCUGAUGAAUGGCUAUCAGAGGCAGCUCAACUACAAGCACUAUGAUGGUUCUUACAGUGUUUUUGAAGAAGGAAAGCAGAACAGCUGGUUGACUGCUUUCGUGCUGAGAUCCUUUGUUAAAGCGAGUUCAUUUGUCUUCAUUGACACUGAAGUCGUUGAAAUGGCCAGGCGUUGGAUCGAGAGUAAACAACGAGAAAACGGCUGUUUCAAACAGUCGGGGAAACUCUUUAACAACAAGAUGAAGGGCGGUGUGUCUGAUCAAGUGACUCUCAGUGCUUACAUUACUGCGUCCCUCUUGGAGAUGAACAUAACAGGAACUCCUCUUGUUGUACAAAGAAGCUUGUCCUGCCUCAGGGAGUCCAUGGGUAACCUGAGCAACACCUACACCACAGCUCUGCUGGCGUAUGUCUUCACCCUGGCAGGAGACAUGCAGACCCGCGCUCUCCUUCUGAAACACCUCGGCACAGUGGCUAUACAGCAAGGGGAUUUACUUCACUGGUCUCAGAAUGAGGAAGAUACAUCAACCUCUCUGUCUGUGGAAAUCAGCUCUUAUGUGCUUCUGGCCUUACUCAGUGCAUCUCCUUCUGCCGAGGACCUGCGAUACUCAUCCAGCAUCGUCAGAUGGCUGACAGGACAGCAGAACCAGUACGGAGGCUUCUCCUCUACCCAGGACACCGUGGUGGCUCUGCAGGCUCUGUCUCUGUACUCCACUAAAGUGUUCAAUCCUGAAGGUUCCAGCACUGUGACAGUUCAGGCUCCCAGUGGCCAGCUGACGUUUGAUGUAAACCCUCACAACAAACUGCUCUACCAAGAGGAGGCUCUGAAGGACAUGACAGGAAAGUACAGCCUGGAGGUGAAGGGAACUGCCUGUGCUUCAGUGCAGAUUUCUCUUCAGUACAACAUCCCGCCUCCUCCACCAGCCUCUUUUCUCAGUGUGGCGGCUGAACCACAUGCUGACUGCACGAGCACAUCUCGCAGCCUCAGUCUGACGCUGAAGUCUGUACAUUAUGGAAGCGACAACAUGACAAACAUGAUGAUAAUGGAAAUCAAACUACUCUCUGGAUUUACCCCAGAUGCCGAGUCUUUAAGGAUGAUCAGAGACUCUAAGGUGGUGGAACGUCUUGAAUAUACUGGAGAUCGUAUUCUUGUUUAUAUACGGGAGUUACGUAAGAGUAAAAUCACGCGCCACUUUCUAAUUCUCCAAUGUAAGCUUCCAGUGUGGAACCUGAAGCCAGCUUUGGUGAAGAUCUACGACUACUACCAGCCAAGUUACAGCGCUGAAUUUGAGUAUGCGCACCCCUGUGCUACAGGUAACAAUUAAAACCCCUUCUUUUCCCUUUUUAACUGAACUGUUUUCUUUUAUUCACAUCAAAGCCCUUCUAGGGCUGGAUCUAGCAAAUUAGCAUCAGCUACAUACACUAUGAUACUUGCUUUGGAUGGCUGUUUUCACUUUGUCUAUGUACACUGUAUCUGUCCCUAACCAAUGCACGGAUUAAGAAUGCAGAAGCCACAAACUCGUGGAGGCCUAUAGGCAUAGCAAAUACAAAUAUAUGUAACCUGCGUAGUGGAGGUGUUGUGGAGUGAGUGAGGGAACAGAGACCUGUGUGUGUUCGGUCGUUGUGUGCAAGAGUGAUGUCAGAGCAGGAAACAGAGUAAGCAGCCUAUCAGAACAGUACAGUUUGA